CCCUAAUUCCCCUCCACGAACAACCAUGUCUCGUCGGAUGAAGAGAGAAGUUGCGCCGGCCCCUUCUACCAUUGGAAACUCAUCUGCAAGGUCGUCUAGUCCUUCUGGUAUUCAGAUCCCAUCGGCAGCACCAUAUCCAUAUGGGGGUCUGUUGUUCCCCAAUCCCCUGCCAUCGUGGUUUCCUUUCCCACCGUCACAAUCCAUGGCGGGCUCAUCUUCAUACCGUCCUAGUACUGACAAGACGGAUGCACAACUUGAUUUGGAACAAUGGGGGUUGGAAUCUCGUCCUCUCGGUGAUUUUGUUAAUUUUAUCAAAACUCCUGCAAAUGCUAUACAACAUGUGGCGAUAGAAAGUCCAUCACAACCUGUUCAUGUUGACAAUGGAGAUGCCAGUAGAACUGAGAAAUGCUUGUCAUGGACGCAGGAAGAAGAUCUAAGAUUGGUCAGCGCCUGGUUGAAUAACUCAAAUGAUCCAAUAGAAUCAAAUUUCAAGAAGAACGAUAAAUAUUGGGCUGAUGUUGCUGCUGCUUACAACAACACUACCCCUAAUAGCCGACUUAGGCAGAUUAAGCAAGUUAAGGAUCGCUUUCUUAAGAUCAAGAAAAAGGUUGGUAAUUUUUGCUGCUGUUGGAAGGAGGCUAAUUCAUUAUAUGCUAGUGGGGAGGGUAGUGAUGAUCUGUUGAACAAGGCACUAAAAAUAUAUGAGAAUGACUUCAAGGAUGAUGGUGCAUUCUUGUUUAUGCAUUGCUGGAAUGAACUUAAAAACUAACCAAAAUGGCAUGCAUAUUUGGAGCAGCUUGACCAGUCAAGCAAAAGGAAGCUAGAUCAUGAUAAUGUUAUCACCCUUGAUGAUGGUGAACAGAUCCCACAGCCAAUAGGAGUCAAAGUAGCUAAGGCGCAGCGGAUCGGCAAAGGAAAAGAGUACAUUUCAUGAGAUUUCAGGUGAGCUAGGAGAUGAGAUUCGCAAGUUCAUGGAUGCACAUGAAGCAGCCAAGGAGCAACAAAGUGUACUGUUUGAGACACAACGACGUGUUUCUAGUGAUAAUCUUGAAGCUAAGAAGGUUGUUCGCCAGACAGCUAUGCUUGAGACAUAUAGAGAGUUAAUGAACAAAGAUACAAGGGAGAUGCCUGAUGAUGUGAGGUCCGAGUUUGUUGCGAUGCUGAAAAGCAUGAGAGAAGAAAUAUUCACAAAAAACAAGUGAGGAACUACUAGGCUUGGAUGUCUUCUGGAGAUGUUGUAUUUCUCACAGGUCGCUGACAACUAAUCAAGAUGGCUUCUAUGGAGAUCAACAAUUAUCUCAGUUCAUAAUCAGACCAAGAACUCUAUCUAGUUUUAGUUAUCCUUUUGUUGAAUGGCAUGUUGCCAAGAGAUUUAUGAAUUAUUGUACUGCUUUGGUUUGUUGUAUGUCUUCUUAGCGUCUAAUUAGACCAAGAACUUUAUUUAGUUUCAGUUAUGUUUUGUUCAAUGGCAUGCUGUGAGGAGUUU
Messenger RNA from Oryza brachyantha (malo sina), 1486 nucleotides. Its product is annotated as glutathione S-transferase T3-like. The record is from RefSeq and is a predicted model, not a curated record. Lineage: Eukaryota; Viridiplantae; Streptophyta; Magnoliopsida; Poales; Poaceae. The transcript has 5 exons. Bases 26 to 769 code for a protein of 247 amino acids.